Molecule: messenger RNA, 1745 nt
Organism: Cajanus cajan (pigeon pea)
Lineage: Eukaryota; Viridiplantae; Streptophyta; Magnoliopsida; Fabales; Fabaceae
Product: amino acid transporter AVT6C
Biological process (GO): amino acid transmembrane transport
Cellular component (GO): membrane
Molecular function (GO): L-amino acid transmembrane transporter activity
Source: RefSeq, a predicted model, not a curated record
UAAAAAAACGCAUAAAAAAAAGGAUAAAGAAAAGAACACAUGGGUGUGUUUCAAGUUUCAACUCCACCAAAGAUGAAGCCUGCAUCUGUCUCUAACGUCACUCAACUUGCGGAGCCUCUCCUUCUGCCACCGGACUGUGAACAAUCUCCGGAAAACCAGACUCAGCAAAAUGGAUCCAUUUCCGGAGCGGUCUUCAACAUAUCAACCACCAUGAUCGGCGCCGGAAUCAUGUCCAUUCCGGCCACCAUGAAGGUGCUGGGAAUAGUUCCGGGCUUCCUGCUCAUACUUUUGGUCGCACUCGUGACAGAUGUCACUGUCGAGUUUAUGCUACGCUACACAACUUCAGGUAAAUCCACUACUUACGCCGGCAUGAUGGCCGAAUCUUUUGGCUUCAUAGGAUCCCUCGCCGUCAAGAUUUGCGUCAUCAUAACCAAUUUUGGUAUACUAAUAAUCUACUUCAUUAUUCUUGGUGACGUUCUGUGUGGAAAUGAGUCGAAUGGAACGACACACUUGGGUAUUCUUCAAGAAUGGUUUGGCAUGUACUGGUGGACCUCUCGAGCUUUUGCUCUUCUCAUUGUUGCCCUCUUUGUAAUGCUUCCACUUGUUAUGUUACGGCGUGUUGAUUCACUGAGGUAUAGUUCUGCAAUAUCAAUCCUUCUAGCAUUGGUGUUUAUUGCAAUAUGCUCAUCUAUGGCCCUUAGUGCAUUGUGGUCCGGCAAAACUCAAUCACUGAGGAUUGUGCCUGAUUUCUCUCAAGUCACUGUCCUUGAUCUUUUCACCACUGUCCCAAUCUUCGUGACCGGUUUCGGCUUCCAUGUCAACGUUCAUCCAAUUAGAGCAGAGCUUGGAAAAGCUUCACACAUGGGUUUGGCCGUGCGAACUUCGUUAACAAUCUGUGUGGCUAUUUACUUCGCUAUUGGCUUCUUUGCAUACCUUUUGUUUGGUGAUUCCAUCAUGCCCGAUGUGCUAGUAAACUUUGACCAAAACUCCGACACCACUGCUGGUCGAUUGCUGAAUGACAUUGUUCGGUUAAGCUAUGCACUCCAUCUUGCACUUGUGUUCCCCAUCAUGAACUAUUCCUUUAGGGCCAACAUAGAUGAACUCAUUUUCUCAAACAAAAAUAAACCUCCACUUGCAUCAGACACAACAAGAUUUGUGUCACUCACUUUGACUCUGCUAGCCCUCACAUACUUGGUGGCUGUGGCCAUCCCAAACAUAUGGUAUUUUUUUCAGUUCUUGGGAUCCACAACCGUUGUUUGUACCUCAUUCAUCUUCCCUGCUGCUAUCGUUCUAAGGGACAUGCAUGGCAUAUCAAAGACAAGAGAUCAAGUCAUGGCAAUAGUGAUCAUAGUUUUGGCUGUGGGCACAAGUGGCAUUGCUAUUUGGACCAACUUCAAUGGUUCAGGGACUGAUUAGUGAUUAACUGUGAUGUUGUAUAUAUACCACCCUGUCUUUUCAAGUGUUAGGGAAUUGAAGCCUCAUCAAAGAUCUAGCAGUAUGGUCCCUAAUUGCAAAGAUUCAGAGGGAUUAAGAUCUUCUACAGUUGUGGGAAUAUCUCCAUGAAUUUGGUCCUUAAUUAUGUAAAUUUAUUUUUUUAAAAUUAUUUCUAUAAAUUUUAAAGGUGAGAGAGAUUGAUAUCUACGCAUCCUGUAUUUUGAAAUGGGUAGUUAUGCAUGAAUAGCUUAUAGCUUAAUAGUGUAAAAACAUCUCAUUGAUAGUCAAUUUUUUUCUCUCUCUCUGUCGCA